UCCCCUCCCUCUCCCCGUUCCCGUCCUCCCCCCUCACGGCCGCUCUGUCCAAUCAGCGCUCCCGUUGCUGGCAGGUGCGCAGUGUUUUUGUUUUGGGUCGAAGUUGAGCGGACGCGGCGGCGGCGCCGGGCGGAGGCCGCGGCUCCGGCACCCGCGAUCGCCCCGGGCCCCGCGCCCCCCGCCGCCCCCGCGCCGGCCCCGCCAUGCGCAGGGAGAUGAACGGGGUCACUAAGAGCCGCUUUGAGAUGUUCUCAAACAACGAUGAAGCUGCAAUCAACAAAAAACUGCCCAAAGAGCUGCUGCUUCGAAUUUUCUCUUUCCUGGAUGUGGUCACUCUGUGUCGUUGUGCUCAAGUUUCCAGGGCAUGGAAUGUUCUGGCCCUGGAUGGCAGUAACUGGCAGCGAAUUGACCUGUUUGAUUUCCAGAGGGAUAUCGAGGGCCGGGUGGUUGAGAACAUCUCCAAGAGGUGCGGGGGAUUCCUGCGCAAGCUGAGCCUGCGCGGCUGCCAGGGCGUGGGGGACAACGCACUGAGGACCUUUGCCCAGAACUGCAGGAACAUCGAAGUGUUGAACCUCAAUGGCUGCACCAAGAUCACGGACGCCACCUGCACCAGCCUCAGCAAGUUCUGCUCCAAACUCAGGCACCUGGAUUUGGCUUCUUGCACCUCCAUCACCAACCUGUCCCUGAAAGCACUCAGCGAGGGAUGCCCGCUGCUGGAACAGCUCAUCAUCUCCUGGUGUGACCAAGUGACCAAGGACGGGAUCCAGGCGCUGGUGCGGGGCUGCGGGGGGCUCCGGGCCCUGUCCCUCAAGGGCUGCACCCAGCUGGAGGACGAGGCCCUCAAGUUCAUUGGUGCCCACUGUCCUGAGCUGGUGACCCUGAACCUGCAGACCUGCCUGCAAAUCACAGACGAUGGGCUCAUCACCAUCUGCAGGGGCUGCCACAAGCUGCAGUCCCUGUGUGCUUCUGGCUGCUCCAACAUCACCGACGCCAUCCUCAACGCCCUGGGACAGAACUGCCCGCGCCUCCGAAUAUUGGAGGUGGCGCGGUGUUCGCAGCUGACCGACGUGGGCUUCACCACCCUGGCCAGGAAUUGCCAUGAGCUUGAAAAAAUGGAUCUGGAAGAGUGUGUCCAGAUUACAGACAGCACACUAAUCCAGCUUUCCAUACACUGUCCACGGCUGCAGGUCCUGAGUUUAUCCCACUGCGAGCUGAUCACGGACGAUGGCAUCCGUCACCUGGGCAACGGCGCCUGCGCCCACGACCGGCUGGAGGUGAUCGAGCUGGACAACUGCCCCCUGAUCACCGACGCCUCCCUGGAGCACCUCAAGAGCUGCCACAGCCUCGAGAGGAUAGAACUGUACGACUGCCAGCAGAUCACGCGGGCCGGGAUCAAGAGACUCAGGACCCACCUGCCCAACAUCAAAGUCCACGCCUACUUCGCCCCGGUGACCCCGCCGCCGUCGGUGGGCGGCAGCCGGCAGCGCUUCUGCAGAUGCUGCAUCAUCCUAUGACCCUGGAGCCCCCUGCCGGCCCCCGGAGGAAAAGCGCCCCCAGCGCCGUUCAGGGCUGGGCUGCCGCCCACGCACCCCCGGGAUCCCGGCGGGAUGGGGGAGCCGGGCCCGGUGCUGCGGGGAUGGGGAGGGCGCCCGGGCUGCAGGGACUGAGCGGGGAAAGGAGCCGGGAGAUGCCUGGGGAGAGGGGAGAGGAGAGGAACACGCUGGAAAAUCAUAACACGAGGGAAAACCCCAGCAAACGUGGAAACUCAAAAUCUAAAAAACCCAACAAAUCUGAGAACCACAACAAAACUGAGAGCCACAACAAAACCUGGAAACCCAAACAAAACAUGAAAACUUAAACAAAACCUGGAAACCCAAACAAAACC
This is a messenger RNA of Zonotrichia leucophrys gambelii, 1885 nucleotides long. It is a transcript of the gene FBXL20, whose product is annotated as F-box and leucine rich repeat protein 20. Gene Ontology annotation, cellular component: SCF ubiquitin ligase complex; cytoplasm. Gene Ontology annotation, molecular function: protein binding. The transcript is spliced from 15 exons. The coding region runs from base 204 to 1514 and encodes 436 amino acids. Gene Ontology annotation, biological process: SCF-dependent proteasomal ubiquitin-dependent protein catabolic process. The record is from RefSeq and is a predicted model, not a curated record. NCBI's taxonomy places the organism in Eukaryota, Metazoa, Chordata, Aves, Passeriformes, Passerellidae.